GAUGAACCUAAAAAAUUGUAUACUCCUGAGAUCUCUGUAGACUGUGCCAAUGGAGUUGGAGCUUUGGUGCUGAAGAAAAUGAUCCAUUUUUUACAGGAGCUACAAUCCAGUUCGUCUCCUAACAAGAAGAGUCUCAAAAUUAACCUUUUCAAUGACUUGGUAUUUGUCAAGGAUGUCCUCAACAACGAAUGCGGGGCAGAUUUUGUGAAAGUUCAACAGAAGAUUCCAAUAAUGAAGAAGAAAGAUGGCUCAUCUCUACAUGUCAUUCCUAAUGCACGGUAUGCAUCAGUUGAUGGCGAUGCAGAUCGCAUCAUUUAUUAUUAUGUUGAUGACUCUGGAAUUUUUCACUUGCUAGAUGGAGAUCGAAUUGCAAUUCUAGUGGCUGGCUAUCUGAAAGAACUGAUAAAGAAAACAGGCAUUAAUAUUCAAGUAGGUCUUGUUCAGACAGCUUAUGCAAAUGGCAGCUCCACAAAGUAUGCCAUUGAAAAAUUGAAUAUUCCUGUUGCAUGGACACUGACUGGAGUCAAACAUUUGCAUCAUAAAGCUAAAGAAUUUGAUAUUGGUGUUUAUUUUGAAGCAAAUGGGCAUGGUACAGUAUUGUUCAAUUCUAGAACCGUUGAGCAUUUAACGAAGCUUCUAGUUGAUGAAAGAAAUGGCUUAUCUGAGGAUCAAAAAGCUAAUCUAAAGAAGUUGCUUGUAGUCCGUGACGUGAUUAACGAGACAGUGGGAGAUGCCAUUGCAGAUCUACUGCUUGUUGAGGCUAUUUUAUAUGAUUCCGACUGGAACAUACAGCAAUGGCUGAAUUUGUAUGAUGACCUUCCUAACAGACAGCUGAAAGUCAGUUUGCAGGAUUGCUCUGUUGUUAAAACGGAAGGGGCGGAUGUCAAAUGUAUUGCGCCAGCAGGCCUUCAACAAAAAAUAAACUCUCUCGUCAAGAAUUAUCCCUCUGGACGAGCCUUUAUAAGGCCAUCUGGAACAGAGAAUUUUGUGCGCAUCUAUGCAGAAGCUGAUUCACAAAAGAACGCUGAUUCUCUAGCAGCUGAGGUUGCCCAAGCCGUUCAUUCUCUAGCCGGCAACGUUGGAGAUCUUUAUGAACACCCUCUUUAGCAUUCUGGAGCAGGGCGGAUGGUUGAUGUUAAGUUGGUGGGAAAGGACGACAAGAAGAGAAGACACAAUUCACGUGGACGCCAUAACAGUAGUGUAUUGAAGGGAGCCGCUUCCACAGGAGCCUGGGCGGCUAGGCGCUUAUAGUUGCCAUAUCGACAUGUGCCUUUUUUAUAUUUGAAAA
Messenger RNA from Bemisia tabaci, 1288 nucleotides. NCBI's taxonomy places the organism in Eukaryota, Metazoa, Arthropoda, Insecta, Hemiptera, Aleyrodidae. The record is from RefSeq and is a predicted model, not a curated record.